Molecule: messenger RNA, 587 nt
Organism: Raphanus sativus (radish)
Lineage: Eukaryota; Viridiplantae; Streptophyta; Magnoliopsida; Brassicales; Brassicaceae
Exons: 3
Coding region: 105-587 (160 amino acids)
Source: RefSeq, a predicted model, not a curated record
GGAGGGUGUUCGAGCAGUUGGUAGCUCAUUGGCAGAAGGACGAAACUGCAGAGACGUCUUCUAGGAACUCUAAGAACCGGAAGAGCGAUCGUGGCGGGAAAGGUAUGUAUGUGCACAACCUCGGGGCUUGCUCUAUGUCUACUAAGGAAGAUGAACUUAUCGAAGCAAAUGACGGUAAUCCCGUUGAUCGACUCCAACUCAUUAAGGUGGCUCACACUAACAAGAAGACGGGUCAAAUUCAGGACCUCUUGAUCAAAGAUGUCGUUGAUUUGGUGGAAACUGAAAUAGCAUCUCAAUCUCAGCCUCUCUCUGAUGACGGCGAUUCAGUGGGAGCUUCAACCAACUUGUCCCGAUUGCAAAUCAAUGAGAUGGUUGAAAAGGCUGUUCCUAAAAGGAAAGGAGGCUUUUUAGUUGGAUUGGCCCGCCGUGCUUCUUCGUAUCCGGCAUCUUCUUCGCAGGCUCCGUAUGCCGAUCCCAUGAUUCUCGAUGAGCUACAUGACAAAGGUGAACGGAUUGUGGCAUUGGAGGAGCAGAACGCCACUAUCCAAGCUGAGAAUGCCACUAUCCUUGCUGAGAAUGCCACUUAA